Molecule: messenger RNA, 1255 nt
Organism: Thermothelomyces thermophilus ATCC 42464
Lineage: Eukaryota; Fungi; Ascomycota; Sordariomycetes; Sordariales; Chaetomiaceae
Exons: 3
Coding region: 183-923 (246 amino acids)
Biological process (GO): assembly of large subunit precursor of preribosome; maturation of 5.8S rRNA; cytosolic ribosome assembly
Cellular component (GO): cytosol; preribosome, large subunit precursor; nucleolus
Molecular function (GO): ribosomal large subunit binding
Source: RefSeq, a predicted model, not a curated record
GCCCAGGGUAGUAUAUAGCUUUCCGUUUUCUUUCGCCGCCACAAUCCUCGCCAUCAGCAAGCAAACAGCGACGUCAAAAGCGCCAGACCUCGAGGUCUCCCGGAAAACAAACCGAGGAACUCUCGUCAACUCUUCUUUUCCUACUACAGAGGCACGAAUAAGAAGCAUCAGAGAGCUGCAUCAUGGCCGUCCGAGCACAAUUUGAGAACUCCAACGAAGUUGGCGUCUUUGCGACAUUAACAAACUCAUACGCCCUGGUGGCGCUCGGUGCGAGCGAGAACUUCUAUAGCGUGUUCGAGGCCGAGCUACAGGACGUGAUCCCGAUCUGCAGGACGACGAUCGCGGGCACGCGCAUCAUUGGGCGGUUAACGGCUGGCAACCGCAAAGGCCUGCUCGUCCCGACAUCCACAACCGACCAGGAGCUGCAACACCUGCGGAAUAGCCUGCCAGAUGAGGUCAAGAUACAACGUAUCGAGGAGCGGCUCUCGGCGCUGGGUAACGUGAUUGUGACCAACGACCACACGGCGCUCAUCCAUCCGGAUCUGGAGCGGGAGACAGAAGAGAUCAUCGCCGACGUCUUGGGUGUAGAAGUCUUCCGGCAGACGGUGGCCGACCACGUCCUGGUGGGCUCCUACAUGGCCCUCAGCAACCAAGGUGGCCUCGUCCACCCCAAGACCAGCAUCCAAGACCAGGACGAGCUGAGCAGCCUGCUGCAGGUGCCGCUCGUGGCGGGCAGCGUAAACCGGGGGAGCAACGUCAUCGGCGGCGGGAUGGUGGUGAACGACUGGAUGGCGGUGACCGGGCUGGACACGACGGCUCCCGAGUUGAGCGUGAUCGAGAGCGUCUUCCGGCUGGGCGAAGGUGCCGCUCCGGGGGCGAUCAAUACCAGCAUGAAGGACACGAUAGUGGAGUCGUUCUACUGAGCGACGACGCCGGUGGAAGGAGGAGAAGGGAUACGGAUGUUGGAAAGGGGGGGAUCGGCUAUGACGUCUUAUUAUGUCUGCAGGAAGGAAGCAGAUACGGGGUUUCUGGGGUCCUGCACACUCUUCAGGGCGUAUUUUCGGCAGCGUGAGCAUCAAGAGCUCGUUGACUGCCUGGGCGGGGCAAGAUCAUUAGCUCUUUAUAGACCGUUGCCCCUCCCAGUGUUUUCAUAACAUUUGCAUGCCGAUGGUGUGACAUGACGCUUCUUUCCAGAAGUAAACUGCAAUGUUCAAAAAAGGGUAAGUCAACACUCAAGCUGUUGUUGGCCCCUCGU